Messenger RNA from Paraglomus brasilianum, 687 nucleotides. NCBI's taxonomy places the organism in Eukaryota, Fungi, Glomeromycota, Glomeromycetes, Paraglomerales, Paraglomeraceae. The record is from the annotation of a GenBank genome assembly.
AUGAUUCGUUCUCAACACCACUCGACUAUUACUGCCACCACACCGCCAUCUCCCUCUCCUCCCUCUCUUACCGCUACCGCCUCUACCACAUCCAAAGACCAUGCUUCAAACUCACAACAACUCUCUUGGGAGUUUCUUCGAAGGCAGGCACGGCAGCUAGAGAGCGAGAUCGAGAAUAAACUAUCUGCGUAUGCAAAGUUGGCUAGCGGUUAUGGAAGAGAAAGAGGCGGAACUGGGGGUGGGAUAACAGGACUAAGUGCUGAAGCUAUGGAAGCAGAGAUUGACGAGUUGAUAAAGAAGUUGACGCUGGUGGUUAAUUCGAUGGCAGAGCUUUUGGAUCGACCAUCAUCGGCGCCAGCAAGUUCCUCGAUGAUGCAUAUGCUACAGCGACACAGAGACAUUCUUUACGAUUAUUCUAAAGAAUUCAAAAAGACAAAGUCUAAUAUCCAAGCUGCUAGGGAUCACGCCGACCUGCUGCGUUCUGUAAGAGACGAAAUAAGUUUACAUAAAUCAGGCACAUCAAGUGAGACAGACUACUUUCUAAACGAACGAGCGAGGAUUGAGAAUUCCCACCAUAUAACCGAUAUGGUGAUUGAGCAAGCAUAUAGUACAAGGGAAGAAAUCGGUAGACAGCGUUCGAUUCUUUCCAAAGCAAAUAGACGCAUGGUAGGAGUAGCAAGUACGUAA